This is a messenger RNA of Meloidogyne enterolobii, 198 nucleotides long. The record is from the annotation of a GenBank genome assembly. NCBI's taxonomy places the organism in Eukaryota, Metazoa, Nematoda, Chromadorea, Rhabditida, Meloidogynidae.
AUGAUAGAGGUUAUAUGUUCCGAUUAUCGCCGUGCUUUUAAGCAUCUUGCUUUAGAUCUUCCAAUUUUGGGUAAAUUAAUUAAAGGAAUGUAUGGGGGUACGACUAGUAAUACUGUAAAACCGACAGUUCAAUCAGUAAAGGUGGCAAUUCAACCAAAACAAAAUUUAAUGCGAAAUCCCGUCCAUCCUCAAAAUUAG